Molecule: messenger RNA, 2451 nt
Organism: Hydatigera taeniaeformis
Lineage: Eukaryota; Metazoa; Platyhelminthes; Cestoda; Cyclophyllidea; Taeniidae
Source: the annotation of a GenBank genome assembly
AUGUUCCCUGCUAUAAAACCCCCAGAUUCACUGUAUGGCGUGUAUCUCCUUGACCCUCUAACCGUCCUCAAAACCAAAGACUCCGAGCUCCUUCCCGACAUGUUCACUUUCUCUCUCCUCCUCCUCCUCUCCAUUGCUAAGUCAUCCAUUGCGGAUCAGGAGGAAUGUCUAAAACUCCUCUGCAAUCCUGGCGACCCCGAGUGCCAUCCCUGUCCGGCCAUGUCUGCGGACCAACUCGGUACGUGGCGCCUCUACAUCGACGCUCUACUGCAGAACCUCAGUGAUGAGGAGGUGGAGGAAGACUACAAGUCGUACUAUCAACAGAUUCGGGAGGAGCCCCUUUGCUGCAAUAUCUCAUCUGGCGAAAGUUGCACUAUUAAACUAAUUGACGAACCGAAUGUGCUGCCUCACCGGAUCUACGAGACAGGGUGUUUGCGUCAAAAUGACUUUUGGAAGACCUUCAUCUGCAUGUCAGCAAAUUCGCGCUGCUGCAACACAUCCUUCUGCAAUCUGCCUCUCAAGGAGGAAUUGGCGAAGUUUAUUGUUGAAGUGCCCAAAUACUAUACUCUGAUUGUGAUUUUGUCUAUCUUUCUUGUUCUUGCCUUCCUAAUGCUUAUCGCUGGCUGGUGCUUCUGGCGGUGUCGGGAUAAGGCCGCCUCCCAAAUGCCCGUUUCCAUGGUUGGUGCUGGAUGUAUCGGUGAUGCUGCAGGUCGUGCGUCUCCAGGCGACUCUCGCCCUUGGCACAUGGCGGAAUGCGGUGGCAGUGGCGCCUCCAUGGUAAGUGCUGUACCAUCCGCUACUACCGCCGCCAGCGCCAGUGUUGUUGCUGUCAAUGGAGGCGUUCUCAACGCCACCGCUGCGAACAGUGGGGUUAGCGUCGCCACCACCCUCAUUGACUCAAUCCCCCUCCAUCCCUCUCGUGCACCUUUUCUGAUGGCCAGUUCCUCUAUUUCCUCCGUGGUUGCUGCACGGUCACCCCGAGGUCUUGGUGCGGUUCCAACAGGCAUUUCGUCCUACCAUAAUUCUAUCAGUGGUUCCACGGUAGUCCGGGGCUCGGAGAUUGUUGGCCAUGGUAGUGGAUGCGGUGGUGGUGGAGCUUCCUAUACAGCUGCUAGUGGAGGUGCUUCCAUGGUUCCCGCCUCGUGUUCAGCUCCUCCUGGAGCUGGUGGUACUUUGGAAAUCACCCUAUCAGGAAGUGGAUCAGGUGCGGGUCAGCCUUUGCUGGUGGAACGCACGGUUGCGCGUCAGGUCACUCUGAGUGCACGCAUUGGCGAGGGACGGUAUGGUGAGGUUUGGCUCGGUCGAUUGCACGGUGAUCAGGUGGCUGUGAAGAUAUUCUCCAGUAGAAACGAAAACUCGUGGAUUAGAGAGAAGGAAAUCUACGAGACAGCAACUCUUCGUCACAGCAACAUUCUGGGGUUCAUCGCCGCGGAUAACAAGGACAAUGGAAUCUCAACGGAGCUCUGGUUAAUCGCUGAGUAUCAUCGUCUGGGUUCACUUUACGAGUUCCUCCAAACUCACGCCUUCACCCUUCCUGCUCUCAUCAAGAUGGCCUCAUCCAUUGCCAACGGACUUGCGCAUCUACACAUGGCUAUCGUUGGCACCUCGGGCAAACCACCAAUAGCUCAUCGGGACCUCAAAUCGCGAAAUAUUCUAGUAAAGGCGGACGGUGAAUGCUGCAUAGGGGACUUGGGCUUCGCCGUGAAGUACGAUAGUCUCACUGGCCGCGUGGAUAUCGGUCGCAAUACGGAGCGCGUUGGUACGAAGCGCUACAUGGCACCGGAGGUACUGGAUAACACCCUUUGUGCCCAAUCUUUCGAUGCUUACAUGCAGGCAGAUAUCUACUCGCUGGGUCUGGUCUUUUGGGAGAUGACCCGACGUGUCCAUGUGGCAAAUCUCUACGGUCCAGAGGAAUAUCAACUUCCCUAUCAGGUUUGGAGCCCUCAAGAGUCCUCUUAUGAUAACGUAGGCCCUGAUCCACUAAUUGAAGAGAUGAAGUCCGUGGUGUGUGAACUGGGUAUACGUCCUCAUCUGCCUCUGGUAUGGCAGACGGAUGCAAGCCUGAGGCUCCUUUAUCACAUCAUGACGGAGUGUUGGUCUGCCAACCCUUCCCACCGUCUUUCAGCGAUGCGAAUUAAAAAGGACCUUGCAAAUCAGCGCCAACAACUUGGCUCUCCAAGGCAACCGAGUGAGACUCCACUGCCUCCACAUAUUCUUCGCCAACAGCCUUCCAGUUUAGAUGCUCUACCCCCUGGCGUGUUUGUCUACCGAUCGGCAGAGACCGCCAGCCCUGCAAAUAAUGCCAACACCUCGACAUUAGUGACGGAUCAGGUAGGGGAGACAGAUGUGGAGGAGGCGCUUCUUGCCUCUGGUGGGCCCACCGUUCAACCGCCAAACGUGGUUGCAACGGCAGCGAUGUCGGGGGGAAGAGGGAACCUUGGUUAUUGUUAA